Diprion similis is the source of this 824-nucleotide messenger RNA. It is a transcript of the gene Syx8, whose product is annotated as syntaxin-8. Bases 37 to 774 code for a protein of 245 amino acids. The record is from RefSeq and is a predicted model, not a curated record. Gene Ontology annotation, molecular function: SNAP receptor activity; SNARE binding. Gene Ontology annotation, cellular component: SNARE complex; endomembrane system. Gene Ontology annotation, biological process: intracellular protein transport; vesicle fusion. The transcript is spliced from 5 exons. NCBI's taxonomy places the organism in Eukaryota, Metazoa, Arthropoda, Insecta, Hymenoptera, Diprionidae.
UAGUCGUGUGUGUUCAUAAGUGACAGUUCAUAAAAAAUGGCGCUGAUUCAGAUCGAAGACGGUGAUCCGUGGCUCACCGAAUAUGAGUCGUGCGAUAAGCUGUUCAGAGAGAUUAUGGAACAGUUGACACUUCGCAAUAGGGAAUCACGAACGUCCCAGAAUUAUGCCAGUUUGUCGGCUAACAUUCGCCUGCGUAUGAAACAGUACAGCGGAGAGGUAGAGCAACUUAAGAAUAAGGUCGAUGAGGACUCUAAAAUGCGAUCGAUAACUAGGGAAGAAGCUGAACGAAGAUGCCGUCAGAUUGAACAGCUGCAAAGCAAAGACGUGCAGCUUCAGCAGCUCUACAAUGGACGCAGUAGUAGCCUUGCCUCCGAUCGAGCUAGACUCAUGCAACCUAAUUCUUCGGCUUUUGCCGAUAUGGGAACAACCAGCUGGGGAUUAGAGGAAGACGACGAUCAGCCUAUUGACAUUGAAGUAACUGUCGACGAUUUGAAAGUUCAAAAGUUACGACUUUUGCAAGAACAAGACGAAGGCCUGGAAGCAUUGUCAAAAGUUAUUUCUCGACAAAAGGAUAUUGCAAACACCAUUAAUAAUGAAGUCGAUCAUCAGAAUGAAAUAAUUGACGACCUGGCCGAUCACAUGGAGAGGACCGAUCAACGAUUAAUUAGCGGAACUCGUCAAGUCGGUUUAAUUGAUCGCAAAGAUCGAACAUGCGGUUAUUGGGUUGUUAUCAUCUUGUUAUUUAUCAGUAUAAUUGCAGUUGCCGUAGUUUAAAAUUAGCAUAUGUAGGCUUCUAUUCACAAUAUAUAAUAAUCAGCACGGUA